Camarhynchus parvulus is the source of this 1545-nucleotide messenger RNA. RefSeq names its product Kruppel-like factor 18. The transcript has 2 exons. The record is from RefSeq and is a predicted model, not a curated record. Gene Ontology annotation, biological process: regulation of transcription by RNA polymerase II. Gene Ontology annotation, molecular function: DNA-binding transcription factor activity, RNA polymerase II-specific; RNA polymerase II cis-regulatory region sequence-specific DNA binding. The coding region runs from base 1 to 1545 and encodes 514 amino acids. NCBI's taxonomy places the organism in Eukaryota, Metazoa, Chordata, Aves, Passeriformes, Thraupidae.
AUGGUCUCUGUGAGCUGCCAGGACCUGCUGCCCUCCCUGCCCAGCCCUCCCCUGCUCCAGAGCCUGGCCAGCGCCCUGCAGAGCAGGAUGCCACCGUCCCUUCUGCCAGGACACGGCGGUGACGGGACGUGGGGACACCCAGAGGGUGCCAAGGAGGAGCCCCACAAAGCCCAGCUCAGCGAGGCUCAGCUCAGGCUGCCGGACUUCAGCCCCUCGCAGGACUUCAUCCCCACGCUGGAGGAGAUCGAGGAGUUCCUCAGGGAGAAGGCAGAGCUCCCCAGGGACGGGGCAGGAGAGCCUCACGCCACGGGGUGGAAGGUGGAGAGCAAAGCUGAGCUCGGCUCUGGGGCACAGCCCGUCCCCAGAGCACACGAGGGAGGAGCAGGACAUGUCCCAAACGCUGUGGGGACAGCUGGUGACCAGGUGGUAGCUCCUGGUGACCAGGUGGUAGCUCCUGGUGACCCUGUGGUGGCUCCUGGUGACCCUGUGGUGGCUGCUGGUGACCCUGUGGUGGCCACUGGUGACCAGGUGGUGACCACUGGUGACCAGGUGGUGGUUACUGGUGACCAUGUGGUAGCUAUUGGUGACCAGGUGGUUACUGGUGACCCUGUGGUGGUUACUGAUGACCAUGUGAUGGCCGCUGGUGACCCUGUGGUGGUUACUGGUGACCAGGUGGUGGUUACUGGUGACCAUGUGGUAGCUAUUGGUGACCAGGUGGUGACCACUGGUGACCAGGUGGUUACUGGUGACCAUGUGGUAGCUAGUGGUGACCCUGUGCUGGCUGCUGGUGACCCUGUGGUGGUUCCUGGUGACCAUGUGGUGGUUACUGGUGACCAGGUAGUUACUGGUGACCAUGUGGUGGUUACUGGUGACCAUGUGGUGGUUACUGGUGACCAGGUGGUUACUGGUGACCAGGUGAUGGCCGCUGGUGACCCUGUGGUAGCUAUUGGUGACCCUGUGGUGGCCGCUGGUGACCAGGCACUGGCUGCUGGCAGCACCCCUGUUGUCCUGCAGCUCCAUCCUCUCCCUAUGGACAGCAUCACGCCCCCAGCACACCCUGGGGGUAUCAGUGUGGCCCAGCUGCUGAUCAGCCUGCAGAGCCCCAACCUGCCCGUCCUCCCUCAGCUGCAGCCCCCCGGCACCAUCGUGGACCAGAAAUACGUCAGGAUUGCCCCUCUGCCGGCCACCACGGGCCCGGGGCACGUGCGGGGGGCUGAGGCAGUGCCCGGGGGCCAGCAGGGCCCCCCUGCCCUGCUCCGCCUGCACCGCUGCUCGCACCCGGGCUGCGGGAAGGUUUAUUCCAAGAGCUCCCACCUGAAGGCUCAUGUCCGCCGGCACACCGGGGAGAAGCCCUACACCUGUGCCUGGCCCGACUGCGGCUGGAGGUUCUCCCGCUCGGACGAGCUCUCCCGCCACAAGCGCUCCCACUCCGGCCUCAAGCCCUACCAGUGCUCGGCCUGUCAGAAGAAGUUUGCCCGCAGUGACCACCUGGGCAAGCACCUGAGGAUCCACCGGGGCCAGCCCUGCGGGGGCAGCACGUCCUGA